This is a messenger RNA of Leishmania braziliensis MHOM/BR/75/M2904, 669 nucleotides long. RefSeq lists its product as hypothetical. The transcript has a single exon. Gene Ontology annotation, cellular component: mitochondrial inner membrane; uniplex complex. Gene Ontology annotation, biological process: calcium import into the mitochondrion; mitochondrial calcium ion homeostasis. Lineage: Eukaryota; Euglenozoa; Kinetoplastea; Trypanosomatida; Trypanosomatidae. Bases 1 to 669 code for a protein of 222 amino acids. The record is from RefSeq and is a predicted model, not a curated record. Gene Ontology annotation, molecular function: calcium channel activity; uniporter activity.
AUGUUACCCCUCGAGCUCCUUCGCUAUCGCAACUCUCUGCUGUUGUCUGCGGCCGCUGCUCCACUGUCGCGGCGAUGCAUCCACUCGUCGGCCCUGGCUAAGGAAACCGCGUCAACACACGCAACCACGCUCCCCACCGCCUUCAUCAUGAGCUGCCGCUUCCUGAUGACAGCAGCAGCGGCGAAUGACAGCUCCAGCGCCCACUCCUCCCCUCGUAACGCCUCCAUCGAUGUCUCCCAACUGCGCGGGGUGCGUGAAACCCUGAAGAAGACGCUCGCCGCGAAGCGCCAGCAGCUGGACGCGAUGGAGCACAUCAAGGUCGAAUGCGCAAAGAUCGCCUACCAUUAUCCGGAUGUUUUCAUGAAGCAGCUGUUUGCCUUUCUCGUGCUACAGGCGGUGGUGCUCUUCGACUGGACAUACGUCCACUUUGGCUGGAACUUUGUCGAGCCCAUCACGUACCUUCUCGGGUACAGCGCGACUUGGAUCGCCAUCGCGUGGUAUGGCGCGAUGCAGCAUGAGUUCGGUUAUGAGGCUCUACGUCGCGCUCUCCAUGACGCCAAGUGGGAUAGGCUUUGCAAGGCGCACCAGUUUGACCAGAAGGCUUACGAGGCGCUGCGGGCUGAGGUGAAGAAGUUGGACAAAGUGGUGCGCAGCCUGGAGGAGUUGUAG